Messenger RNA from Pieris brassicae (large cabbage white), 2811 nucleotides. RefSeq lists its product as uncharacterized. The transcript has 7 exons. The coding region runs from base 619 to 1347 and encodes 242 amino acids. NCBI's taxonomy places the organism in Eukaryota, Metazoa, Arthropoda, Insecta, Lepidoptera, Pieridae. The record is from RefSeq and is a predicted model, not a curated record. Gene Ontology annotation, molecular function: N-acetyltransferase activity.
GAGAAUUGCAACACGCGUAACAAGCAUAACCAUAACAGUUAAUGGCAUUUGUAAAAUUACUGUAAAUAUUAAGAAUAGGAUGCUAACGAUAAAAGCGAAACAGAAAAUUGCACCAAAACACCAACGAGACUAAAGAAGAAGAUGCAUGUCUCUUUGUGUAGACCAACUACUGGUUAAUGUGCCACGUGAGUUCCGCGGACGAGGCUCCGCCGUUGCCGCGCCUUGUCUGGAGUGAGCUCGUGGCGCAGCGGCCGUGUGGCUGUGAACAGAUCGCAAUUCCCGCUUAAGCCUCCGCCCCAGACAGUCGGUAAGGCCGUGUGGCUGUGAACAGAUCGCAAUUCCCGCUUAAGCCUCCGCCCCAGACAGUCGGUAAGGCCGUGUGGCUGUGAACAGAUCGCAAUUCCCGCUUAAGCCUCCGCCCCAGACAGUCGGUAAGGCCGUGUGGCUGUGAACAGAUCGCAAUUCCCGCUUAAGCCUCCGCCCCAGACAGUCGGUAAGGCCGUGUGGCUGUGAACAGAUCGCAAUUCCCGCUUAAGCCUCCGCCCCAGACAGUCGGUAAGGCCGUGUGGCUGUGAACAGAUCGCAAUUCCCGCUUAAGCCUCCGCCCCAGACAGUCGGAUGAAUUGGAAGCGACCUGCGUCGUUUCCAGUGGGACAGGUGUGGACCAGGUUUCAGGGAAGAGAGAAAGAUGGGAAACCAGCUCGUAUGUACCAAAUUCGUGACAUGGAUGAAAGGUGGCGGAAGCAGUGCCUGGACAUGAUGCAGAAGACAUUUAUUGACGAUGAACCAUUGUGUCAAAUAUUGGAGAUCGAGAAGGAUCCAGCUUCUAUACAAACGAUCAGGUCAAACUGGGAAGUUAUAGCAGACCAAGGUCUCUGCAUUGCCUGCUUUACCGAGGAGCUAGGACAGCCUAAAGACCUGGUGGGUUUUAACAUAUUGUUGGUGAAGAGCCGGGAUGACGCUGAAGAGAAUUUAGAUGCUAUAAAGGGUGAGCAAUGGAAGAAAUUGCUAAGGACCCUGACAGUGGCUGAACAGCUUGUGGACGUUUUUGACUUGUACAAGGUAGACCAGAUCUUAACUUCCAGUGGAUUGACGGUACUACCUGGACACCGCGGACAGAACAUAGGCGCUAGGAUAAUUGCGGCGAGAGAGCAAAUAUGCAAGACGUUUAACAUUUAUGGUGUAGCAACGGUUUUCACUGCGAUCACCUCACAAGUUCUGGCCGCCAAAUGUGGCUAUCGCACCCUGGCUGAGUUAAACUAUGAAGACAUGAAACCGUACGGGAUAGACCUCACCGGAUGCACCACUAAGAGCGCGAAAUUAAUGGGAAUCAAGCAUACAUUUUAGAGCAAUAAUUACGAAAAAGUUCAACUACUUAUUAUCUUGUAUUUACGAAACUAUGAUAAUUUUACAUGUAGAAUUAACGAAUAUUUAAGGAAAGUUUUCAAAUAUUAAUUAUCAGUUAACUUUAUACCUAUAGAAUUAAAUUCAAUUAAAACUAUUGUUUAGAUGUUUUAGCUUUUAAUAUCUUUUUGCCAACGCCUUUACAUAUUCAUGUGAAUGAAUAGGAAUGUUACCCCAAGAUUAACGCAAUUUAAAAACAUAUUAUUUAUAAAUAACAUUUAUUGUAAAAUCACACGAUUGCUUACAUUAAUACAUUAAAAUGCCACACAUCACAAAAGUUGCAAUAUAUUCCAUAUCAAACUUUACAUUAUAUUUUUAGCAAAGGCAUGUAAACUAAAUUCUAUAUGGAAUGUCUAUCAUGUAACUAUCAAUUGUUGGAAUCUCUUUUCUCCAUCCAUCAAAUAACCAAUGUGUAGUUUACAUAUAAAAAAUAAAUGUCUUAAAUUGGCAAGUUUAUAGUAUAUGACAAAAAACAUACAUAAUUCUAUAAAUAUUUUUUCUAAAAAUCUAAAAAAUUAAACUUCUAACCCAAUUCACUUGGUUUUAUUUCUUGAAUUCCAAUGAAACACAUUUCAGUAGUAUUUUUAUUAUCUAAUACGCCAAUAUCUGUUGCAGUGUCCUACUUCAUUUAAAUAAUAUCUCUUCAGGCUUCAUAGAUUUGGUUCUCAUAAAAUAAUUCCUAUUUAUUUUCUUAUUUCCAUCUUAAAUAUAUAAUUUAAAAAGAACUUAAAGAAUGAGGAAGUGUAAUCUAAACAUUUUCAAAUUUGUUGUUUUAUAAUUAGAUAAAAGAAAUAAUUUUUUUGUUGCCAAUUAACACUACUUACUGACUUGAUAAAUAUUUUAAAAAUGUAUGUAUAUUAUUUUAUACAUAUUGGUCGCCAUAAACUAGACUGUUAAUUAUUUUGUUGUAUAUCUUUUAUUACCGUUGCAGCUUUUCAUGAAGCCACUCAUUGGUCAGUUCAUCUAUCUCUCUCACCUCGAGGAGUCUUGGGGCACCAACGGCCGCAGCCAAAGCUCGUUGAGUACCUGCGUACAUCACCUGGAACAGUUUAGUUUAAUAUAUCUCAUUCUGUUUAAAGUUUUUACUAAAUUUUGUUAAUGUCCUGUUAAAUAGCAAUUAGCAUAUCCAUAUGGCUGCAAAGCUUCCACAUCUUACUACAAAGUCGAAUUUAUGCCUUUCAUUUGUAAAAUCUACCUGAUAAUAAUAUUAACAAAGUACCUGAAGUUCCAUAUGCGCAUCACGAGGGGUAUAAAAUAUAAAACACAUAGGGAAGGAUAUUCGUCCAUCGCUGUGCUCCAUUCUAUAACUAAAAUUGAUAAUUGUAUAUAAUUAACCCAUGAUUAUGAUGAUUUGUAUGUAAAAAUUACCUGUACACAAUAAACCGUGGCUGAUGUGAAGGUAGGAUA